Molecule: messenger RNA, 3990 nt
Organism: Dermacentor andersoni
Lineage: Eukaryota; Metazoa; Arthropoda; Arachnida; Ixodida; Ixodidae
Gene: ktub
Product: Tub domain-containing protein ktub
Biological process (GO): protein localization to cilium
Cellular component (GO): cilium
Source: RefSeq, a predicted model, not a curated record
UCAAAAGGGGUCAUAAAAUAAAGAAAGAAAGAAAGAAGGUGAGACAGAAAGGAAGAGUAGCUAGAGAAACAGCGUAGCGGUGGAAUAGUGUGCAAAGGUAGGCCGAGGAGCGGGACGAAGGAAACCCCCAAAGUUUUGAUCGACUUCUCCGCCUGGCACCAGAUGGCGCGAGUGACUGACAGACGGUCGCGCAUGCGCUAGAAGGGCCGAGCACGCCGCUGGCUCGGGUACGAUGGGUUCCAUUGAGCAGACGACGCUUCUAUCGGGAGCACGUUCUCGGCGGGCAUGGACUCUCGUGGUUACGUCACGCCGGGCCCAAAAGCUUCGGAAAGCGUGUUUUGAACGUGUGUGGUUGAGGGACAGACUCUCCUUCGAAUGUUUGUCGAGUGACUGCGUGCGAGCGCCAAAACACUGAGCGUGAUGGUUCCCCUGAUGUUUUUCGUAAUGCGCCAGCUGCUGGAGGAGAAGCAGCGCCACAAGCGGCAGAGUCAGGGACUACUGCAGGCAUCCGAUGCUCGGCGCCCGCAAUCCAACACGGCGCUGCGAAACCGACUCCGAAAAGACGAGUCGCGCCCCCUGAUGGCUGGUCUCAGCAUAGACAGGCCUGUUCAAGACGUCGUCAGCUGCUAUGACGGCCCCAUGCUCUUCUCGAGCACCGAUAACCUGGACGCACCGGUGGGCGACAGCGUGAAGGACACCGUUGUGCAGGACGACGUCGACGGAGAGAAUCCCGUGGCCAUUGCCCUCAACAGCAGCCCGAUUCCGCCGUCCCCUGAUGUGCAGAGGAAACUCAGGCAGAUGGACCUCAGCGAUGACCUGACGAGUAUCAACGGGGACGAGGACCUGGAGAGCACACCUGUGACGUCAGAGUCGGUCUCGAAUCGAGCCGUUUCUGCGCGAGUCCCGGACACUCCAACAGACUGUACCGACACCAUCGCCCAGGUGGAAGACGUGAGUGGCGGCGAAGGGAAAAAGGCGCAGCCGGCCAUGUCAGUGCCCGUGAUGGACUUGGGCCCCCUGGCCGACCUGCUGGACCAGGGCCAGAUGGAGGAGUUCUCCAUGGCACCCUGUCCGCAGGGCACCACCAUCCGGUGCCGCAUCACGCGAGACAAGAAGGGCGUCGACAAGGGACUGUACCCGACCUACUACCUGCACCUCGAGAAGGAGGACAGCCGAAAGGUGUUUCUGCUGGCCGCCCGUAAGCGCAAGAAGAGCGCGACGUCCAACUACCUGAUCUCCGUGGACCCGACCGACCUCUCCCGAGGCGGCGAGUCCUUCGUGGGCAAGCUGCGUUCCAACCUGCUCGGCACCGCCUUCACCAUCUACGACUGUGCCGAGGGGCCCCGGCAGAACACGGAGAAGCGAUCGGUCCGCUCCGAGAUCGGAGCCGUGGUCUACGAGACAAACGUCCUUGGCUUCAAAGGACCUAGGAAGAUGACUGUCAUAUUGCCAGCCAUGAGUAAAGACAACAAGAGGAUUGAGCUGAAGCCAUCGUUCGAACACGGGGGACUGUUGGAGCGAUGGAAGAGUCGGAAUAUGGAAAAUCUCCUCGAACUUCGCAACAAAACGCCAGUCUGGAACGAUGACACACAGUCCUACGUCCUGAACUUCCACGGCCGGGUGACGCAAGCGUCUGUCAAGAAUUUCCAAAUAGUCCACGAAAACGAUGCCGACUACAUCGUGAUGCAGUUUGGCAGAGUGACCGAAGAGUGCUUCAGUAUGGACUACUGCUACCCACUGUGCGCUCUGCAGGCGUUCGCGAUCGCCCUGUCCAGCUUCGACAGCAAGCUGGCCUGUGAAUGACCGUUACUGAAGUCGCCUAAAGACAUUGCCCUGCUGCGCAGCAAUCGAAAAUGGCGGCGCGUUGUGCUUCACCUGAGGAAACUCCGCCGCAGAAAAUGGGACUGCCAUGGAUUUGCCUUCAGCGACGCCGAAUGGAUUCCAUGAAGCCGGGGAGGAAUGGACAAUGGUCACUCGCUGGACAAUGCGCGGUUCGACCAGUGCGUUUUGUGGGGGAAUGGAGGGAAAUCGUGUUGCUGACUUUCCUCCCUCCAUCACCCCUCCUACCUUUCCCUCUCCCAGCUUUCCCUCAUUUCCGGUGAGGCUGCAGUCGAACCUGCAUAUCGUGCGCAUGGAUAGAACUGAUUGUUCGACAUAGCAAAGCAAGGCUGUAAUCAUACUCGCCGAUAUCAGCGUGUAUAAAAUACACGCAAUAGUGAAUGUCGGAUAUAGAGAACCAAAUCUAAACAUUUCUCGUCAAUAUAAACGCCUCGCAGAAGUGCGCUCAUAACGAACAAUGACUAUAACGAAGUUAUUUUGGUGUCCGGUGCGAAUUCGUUAUAGCGAGGUUCGACUGUAUAUGCCGCGGUCGCCACUUCCGUGGUGGAUUAGAAGGAAGAUCUGUGAAGAUGAGGUAGCUUGAGAGCUGACGAAGUUAAAGUCACUGGAGCCAUGCGCAGUGGCAUUUUGCACUGCCUCGCGACCAUCCACUUGCCCAAAUCCUGUUUCACCUCGAAACGACUCAAAGACUGGUAGGUCUUUAACUAAACGAUAUUUGCCGUUACAUCGUUGACCCCACUGAGCGAAAUCAAUCUCUGCUUGAUGCGCAAGCUACAACAGUUCAAAGAGAGCUGUGCUGCAAUAUAAGCUAUGUUUGCGCGCUGUCGGUGGAGGAAAGCGUUUGUUCUUGGAUAUAAGAAAGUCGACAACUAAUACCAAGAUUGAGAUUGUGCCUCACUUGUUAAGGCCGCUACUUUUUUAAUUUUUGUAAUGCUUGGUAUUUCAGCGCAAUCUACAAGCUGAUUUACUCGGUGGCUCAUGAUUUUAAUUUAAGCAAUACAUGGGUUAUGGGAAGAACCUAAGUCGCUUUUAACUUAAUUCAACCAUCCCGCGUUAUUUACUGUAAAAAAAAAAUUGAUACACGAGUAUCGCUCACCAAACGGUAAUUCGUCAUCCUCCUUAUUUUAGUGCUACUUGCAAUCACAUAUAUAGCAUUUUUUAUCUUUGGCCCUAGUUAUAGGCGGUCUAUAGUUGCAACUAAUCUAAGGUUUCUGCUCGCGGCGCUUAGUGUUGAAGUUUAAUCAGCUCCAGCUCUGUUACCGGUACUUUGCUCUUAAGCCCAAUUGGUAGGACAAUCGCCUCCAGUCAGGUUGCCAUUCUGGGCUCAAUUUUCAGAGCGCUGUCGCAUAACUGCAAAGGAUUCUUUUCGAGUAACCAGCACAGACAGCUUUUAGCAUGCGGUUAUAAUAAAUGGAUGCUUUCUUUCUAGAGAAAUAUUACAAUGGAAUAUCUUUUUUGCAUUCCUGCCUUGAUGUGCAAUCUUUGUCAGUACUUCUAACCACUCGUGACGCCUGAUGAAAACCUUGACUGCCAGAAGUGUAGCCAGUCGAGCACCAAAUCUACGCACAUGCCAAUCUCAACGAACUUGAAGUCGAUAAAAAAAUAAAUCAAGUGAUAUUACAGCGCUUUUAGGCACAACUAUCUACAGAUAACAAGGACGUCACGUGAUCUCGAGAAAUCUCUGUGAGAUGGCGAUAGGCAUUAAACACACGCACACAAAAAGAGAAACAUGCACCCAGUUUCAGUGGUGGCUUCUCAACUAUGGAAUGCAUAAGGCAGCAUAAAAGACAUGGGCCAAUGGAAUACGUCAGACAGACACAGCUGCUAUGUAUACCUUACGUCAUCCACUCGUACUUGUCUUUAGAACAUAUUUACAAUCCACAAUGUACAGCUCAUUAGCCCAAAUUUCCAUCCUGGUCAAUCUUAUUUUUUGUUGCCGCCUUUCAAACCAACGUCACGCUGCAAACCCGGAGAAAAUGCACCUGCCUCUAAAGUCAGUGCAAGCCUGUAAAACUUAUGAAUUUUGUUUUGAAAUGCGUUAAUAGUAUUGGUUUUUUUUUUAGGAAUAUCCUCUGGAUAAGAUCACAACAUGGAUAAGUUGAAUGAAAAGGUGACUGUUUUGAGUUUCAAAUAAACGUUCUUGAAGUGCGA